UAUCAUCAGGCUGGUGAUGCUCUCAUACAGUUAUAUCAUAAUUUCAUCACUGACUUUGAGACCAAGAUCAAUCUUCUCAAGCUCGCACAUUUUGCUGUCAUAGUUUCUCGGCAGUAUCCAGAGAAAGAAGCUGCCAUUAGUUAUCUUGAAGGGGUGAUUGAAAAGCUUCGUGCUACGAGGGAGAUGCGCAUUGAGGAACCAAUCCUUUACAUUAAGAUGCAAAUUGCUAUCUUCAACCUUGAGAAAGGCACCCAAAAAGAGUGCAAGAAACUUCUAGAAGAUGGAAAGAGCACUCUUGACAGCAUGACUGACAUUGAUCCAACUGUGUAUGCUAACUAUUAUUGGGUUUCAUCUCAGUAUUACAAAUCUCGACAGGAAUUUGCUGAAUUUUACAAAAGUGCUCUUCUUUAUCUGGCAUACACAUCAGUGGAGUCUCUAUCAGAAUCAUUUAAGCUGGAUUUGGCAUUUGAUUUAUCCCUGUCUGCUUUGCUUGGAGAAAACAUAUACAACUUUGGGGAACUGCUUGCACAUCCAAUUAUAAAGAGUCUUCUGGGGACAAAGGUUGAAUGGCUCUACUAUAUUCUUGAAGCAUUCAACUCUGGUGAUUUAGUUCGUUACCAAGAAUUGUGCCAAGUGCAUAGAGCUGCUCUGAGUGCUCAACCAGCGCUAGUGGAGAACGAGAAAAAGCUCCUAGAAAAGAUUAACAUUCUCUGUUUGAUGGAAAUCAUCUUCAGUCGACCAUCAGAAGAUAGAACCAUUCCACUGAGUAUCAUUGCAGAACGCACAAAACUUACUGUGGAGGAUGUGGAGUAUCUUCUCAUGAAAAGCCUUUCUGUUCAUCUCAUCGAGGGGAUAAUUGAUCAAGUUGAGGGAACCGUCCACGUUUCAUGGGUGCAACCAAGAGUAUUAGGCGUUCCACAGAUAAAAUCUCUGCGUGAUCGACUGGACAAUUGGGUGGACAAAGUACACACCGCUUUGUUAUCUGUAGAGGCAGAAACACCUGAUCUAGUUGCAUCUUAGUGUUUGUUCCUUGAGUUCCUUCCUGUUCUCUGUAACAAUCGUUUUUUUUAACGCCCAAGAAGAACCAGUAACUGCUGCAAAGAAGAAACAUUGUUAGUUGCUUGGGCCAUCUUUGUAUGCUUCAUUACAUAUUUUGCUUUAAUUAUUUCUUGCAUUAUUUUUUUUUUUGUUUUGAAAGGAUCAGCUUCUCUUGUACUUCUAAUUUUUCAGAUUUACUGUGGCAUGUUGACAGACCCAGUGAGUCGCUUUAAAAACGGCUGUUUCACUCUUUUAGUGGGUUAUUUGUCGAACAAUGUAGUGGAAAUCUUCUGAGAGUUACAUUCUGAUAUCAUCUAUAAUUUGGUGGAUGAAUUGAAUUUC
Molecule: messenger RNA, 1380 nt
Organism: Camellia sinensis
Lineage: Eukaryota; Viridiplantae; Streptophyta; Magnoliopsida; Ericales; Theaceae
Source: RefSeq, a predicted model, not a curated record